UGUGAAUGUGAGUGUGGUAAAUGGUGUCCAACUUACUGGCGCGUGUAGUUUUUAAUGAAAACGCAGAUUUUAAAAGCGCUCGUUUUUAUUUUUGCAGCUCUCCUGAGGUGUGUGUUCACCACUUGUCAUGGCUCACCGUUUGUUUGAAGGCAAAGAGCAUGCGUCCUCUUAUCGGAAGUACAGGAUUGCUCCAUCGGAUCACCUGAUUGAGCAUGUGAUCGACUUUGCGGGAAAACAGAAAGGUGGUCCGUUAGAGCUUGCAGUGGACGUGGGCUGUGGGUCAGGUCAAGGUACCGUGCAGCUGGCCAAACACUUUGCUUCUGUGGUGGGAACGGAUAUUAGCCCUGCCCAGAUACAGGAGGCUUUGGAGCAUGCUAAAGAGCCAAACAUUACAUAUAGGCAGUGUGUGGCCGAGGAGCUGCCGUUUGCCGACGGCUCGGUGGACCUGAUAACUGCCAUGUCUGCCUUCCACUGGUUUGACAGGCCACGCUUUCUUCAGGAGGCCCAUCGGGUCCUGAAGCCUCACGGCUGCUUGGCUCUGCUCAACUACACCGUCGAGAUGGAUCUCAGCUACCCCGGUUGCUGCUUGCAGUCACUGAACCAAGUCUGCAAAGAGUUUUACGCAGCAUUACAUCCUUACCGCAGUCCUCACCUUGGUGCCAGUUCUAUUGAGCUGUACCGGGAAGCCUACACAUCCAUCCCUUAUGCUAACAAGGAGUGGUAA
Entelurus aequoreus (snake pipefish) is the source of this 724-nucleotide messenger RNA. Its product is annotated as putative methyltransferase DDB_G0268948. Gene Ontology annotation, molecular function: S-adenosylmethionine-dependent methyltransferase activity. The transcript has 4 exons. The record is from RefSeq and is a predicted model, not a curated record. The coding region runs from base 128 to 724 and encodes 198 amino acids. Lineage: Eukaryota; Metazoa; Chordata; Actinopteri; Syngnathiformes; Syngnathidae.